Molecule: messenger RNA, 1986 nt
Organism: Trifolium pratense (red clover)
Lineage: Eukaryota; Viridiplantae; Streptophyta; Magnoliopsida; Fabales; Fabaceae
Product: DEAD-box ATP-dependent RNA helicase 1-like
Exons: 9
Coding region: 469-1962 (497 amino acids)
Cellular component (GO): nucleus
Molecular function (GO): ATP binding; nucleic acid binding
Source: RefSeq, a predicted model, not a curated record
AUAACUGAUAGUUUUUUAUUAGCAUAUGAUUUUUUUGUCAAAAUAGUCUUUUGAAAUCUCAAUCCAAUACACCCCCUUAAUUCUUCCGAACCAAUUCGGAUUUUAGAUUUAGAACUAAAACCAUAAACCACAUAAACAAAAAACCCAUACACAAAAUCAAAGGUUUCUUACUCUCGUUCUUUCUUCCUCGCCUCCAUCUUGAGGGGUUAGAAAAAAUAAGAAGGGUCUAAAGAGAAAUAAAUAAUCUUUCAGUUAUAUGGUAGUAAGCCCAUUUACUCUACAACCCGUGUCCAAGAAUCGACGCACGCCGGCGGCACACGUACUUCUCUUCUCUUGGCUUCUUCGUCCCUGCAGUGCACUACGUCCAGGUCCUCUUCUCUCUUCUAUCCCUGCACCGCCACCUCCGCCCAGUCGCCCACCACAGCCGUCGCCGUCGCCUAAGUGACCUUCUUCAAUUCAAGGGCCGAAAUGGGUGAAGAAAAGCAACACAGUAUUCCCGCUUUGCCAUGGAUGAGAGACCCUGUCGACAUCACUCUCUCUCAACAACUUCCGCUGCAUUCUGUUCCUUCUCUCCACCCCAAGUUGAAGUCAGCGCUGGAGGACUUGGGAAUCUCAAACCUAUUCCCAGUGCAAGUCGCAGUUUGGCACGAAACGGUUGGCCCUGGCAAUUUUGAGCGAGACAUUUGUGUUAACUCACCCACUGGAAGCGGCAAAACCCUCGCCUACGCUCUCCCCUUAGUGCAGAUGCUGUCUGAUCGCAUCACUAGAUGCCUCCGCGCCUUGGUUGUGGUCCCCACUCGCGACCUUGCUUUGCAGGUCAAACAAGUCUUUGAUGCCAUUGCGUCUCCAUUAGGCCUGUGCGUUGGCUUGGCCAUUGGUCAAUCAUCCUUAGCCGACGAGAUUUCCGAGCUCGUUGAAAUGCCGGCACAUGAUAUAAGCACCUACUAUGAUCCGCAUCACGUUUCACUUCCUCGCUUUCAGAGUAAGGUUGACAUAUUGGUAGCAACCCCUGGCAGGCUUAUGGAUCACAUUAAUACUACCAAAGGCUUCACGCUUGAGCAUCUUUAUUAUCUUGUGGUUGAUGAAACAGAUCGGUUGCUUCGUGAGGCAUACCAAUCAUGGUUGCCUACUGUGGUUGAACUGAUCCAAUCUAAUGAUGACGGUUUUUUCCAACCGGCUGAUUCUUUUUCCCCCUGUUCUGUUGGUGCAUUAAGAACCAGAAGAAGAUGUGGAGUUGAGAGGGGAUUCAAGGACAAGCCUUAUCCCAGGCUGGCAAAAAUGGUUCUAUCUGCGACAUUAACUCAGGAUCCAGGCAGGAUUAUUCAGCUUAAUUUGCAUCACCCUUUAUUAUUGAAAGCUGGACAAAUGCGUUAUCGGCUCCCAGAAAAUUUGGAAUCUUUUAAACUGAUUUGUGAUAAAAAUGUGAAACCCUUGUACUUAAUUGCCCUUUUGAAAUCCCUGGGAGAAGAAAAAUGCCUAGUUUUUACAAAAUCUGUGGAUUCAACGCACCGUCUCUGCCAAUUGCUGAAUUGUUUUGAAGAUCUACAAAUUGAUAUCAAGGAGUAUUCUAGUCUUCAACAUCAACGUGUAAGAAGCAAGACAUUGAAUGAAUUUCGGAAGGGGGUGUUUCAAGUGCUUGUAUCUUCUGAUGCGUUGACUCGUGGAAUGGAUGUUGAAGGGGUAAGAAAUGUCAUUAAUUAUGAUGUGCCCAAAUACAUAAAAACUUAUGUUCAUCGAGCUGGUAGGACUGCAAGAGCAGGCCAGACUGGGCGUUGCUUCACACUGAUGUCAGAAGAUGAGGUUCGACGAUUUAAGAAGUUGAUGCGAAAGGCUGAGGGUGGUUCUUGUCUAGACCAUAACAUUUCAUCCAGUCUAAUUGAAGCACUCAAUACUUCCUACCAAUCAGCACUGACAAAAUAUAAGGUGAUAAUUUCAAAGACACAAAAGAAACCCAAGAAGUAGAAUCUUCUCAGUUGAGCAGGGAAU